CCCGUUUACUGAAAAACAAAACAAAAACAAAAAAUGGAAAAAGAAAUGAAGCAAUGAAGCAAUGACGGUGCCAGAUUCGUGUAUUAACGAGUCUAUUUUCAGUCCUCCACCACCUCAACCACACUCCGAUCUGUAACUCUCUCUGUUUCCGAUUCCGUUCAUCAUUGCGCCCUACAAUUUUCAAAUUCAACGUUUUAAACCCCUGAGAUUAUGAGAUCUGAAACCAAAUCAUUUUUGUUCACAACUCUCAGAUAUAAUAAAUAAAUAAUUACACUCUCAUUUUAUCAUCCCAAUCUAGAACCCUAACCUGAAUCCCGAAUCCAAAAUCCCGAUCUGAAUCGUUCCAAUGUCUUGUUUAGCACUCUCUUUGCAACCAUCCAAUGGAUCCGAUAUUCUUCUCCAGACUCGCGAAUGGUUCCCACCCUCACGCGCUCUCGGUGCUCUUUCCGCUUUCCGUCAUACUCGCCGUGCCUUCGCCGGACACAAGAACAAAGCCAACAUCCCUGAAGACGCUUACGCCGCGGAAUCCAUCGGUGAUGAUCCCCUCGCUGCUUCCAGUGGCCAAGUUAUCGUCGGUGUAGAGAGUCGCUACCGAAUCGUGUAUCGUUUAGUCAACGGAAUCUACGUCCUUGGGAUAACCGUCGCCGAUCAUGAUAAUUCCGUCAAUGUUUUCGAGUGCAUUCAUAUUGUUAACCAGGCUGUUAGUGUUGUUGUUACCGCCUGCCGUGGCGUUGAUGUUACUCCGGAGAAGCUUGGACGGAAAUAUGCUGAGAUCUAUAUGGCACUUGAUAUUGUCCUCCGUGGUGUUAGCAAUAUUCGUCUCGCCGCUAUGCUCGCAACAAUGCACGGUGAUAGUAUUGCUAAGAUGGUGCAUUCUGCAAUUGACACCGAGAAUAAGAUCCGUGGCGCUGAUAAUUGGUCUUCCGCGGAGGUGCAUUCUGUAGAACACCAGGCGAGCAUUGAUGCAUUUGCCAAUGCAAGGUUUGAAUUGCCGCAGGAGACUCUCCAAGCCGGUGAUGAAGUGGUGGCUGGCCUUGCUGCCCCGACGGCAGGUGAACAGAAUGAAGAGAUUCAACAGAAACAAACUCAGGAAGAGGCUGAAGUGGAAAAGGAUCCAUUUGCAGCUAGUGAUGCCAUUAACAAGCCUCAAGAGCUUGUGAGUGGGUUUAAGAAGACUAAGGAUGGUUCUUCAACUGAUUUGACUGCAGCUUUGGAAGGUCUUGAUGUUACUACAUUGCCACCUCCAGAGGCUACACAAUCAACUCAUAUAAAUGUGGAGGGAUUUGAAGGGAACUAUGGUGGAGUUGAGUUUGGAAUGGAACAAGCUUCGAUUGGUGAAGCUUUUGAAGGUUUCAAUGAUGCUUGGGGUGGUGGACUUGAUGUUUCAGAUUUUGUAGGUCCAACCAAGGCUCCAAAACCACAAGGUCUUGGUGGAGUUGAGCUCUUGCAGACAGGGCCAGAUGUUGCACCUAAAGAAAAAGCGGGUGAGGGUGGUGUACUUGACAACUUGGUGAAGAAAACCGAAAUGAAGGGUCCCGAGAUAUACAUUUCGGAAGAAAUUAGUGCAGAGUUCAGGGAAUCAGUGCUUGCAAGGGUGGGAUUAAUGGGUGUUGUUUACCUUAGAACAUUGCCACCUAAAGCUUCUGGUGGUGAUAAAGAAACUGAAUUCUCAUUCCGAGUUGAGGGUACCAAAGCUGUUAAAAGAUUUGCUUUGCAGAGUUCUCGUGUUAGUAGCCUUGAUAAUGGGAUGUUUCAUGUGAGGACAGCGGCUUCGGAGGAACCUAUACCAAUUAUGAAGUUUAGUUUACUUCCAAAGUUGACACCUUUGCCUUUGAGGGUUCGACUUAUAAAACGACACACGGGGAGUUUUGUUUCUGUAAUGAUACAGUAUGCUUCAAACCCUGAUUUGCUUGCUCCAUUGAAUGAUGUUACAUUCAUUCUGAAACUACCAGUUGACCCGACUCUUUUGAAGGUUUCUCCAAAAGCUGUUUUGAAUAGGGUUGAUAAAGAAAUUAAAUGGCAUGUGCCAGAGAUUCCAUUGAAAGGCUCUCCUGGAAGGUUGAGAGUAAGGAUGCCUGUAGAUUCUAACGAAGAUGACGAUGAAGAAAUUGAGGUAGUUGGUUAUGUGAAAUUUUCGGUACAAACAACGCAAUCCUUAUCCGGAGUUUCUAUACGGCCUGCUUCGGAGGGCAAGACAGACUUCUAUGAGGUUAGUCACAAACUUGAGAGUGGGGUUUACAUGUGCAACUGAUUUGUAAUCAUAGAUGGUUAUUAGGAUUUGUAGUUUUUCAUUUUGUGUUCAUGAGAUUGUAUGGUUUGGUUGUUUAUAACAUUCUUGGAUAUUGAGCAUGUACCUUGAGCUGUGAAAAUUUGUUAUUGUGUGUUUCGGCUAUUAAUUUUCAUCAAUGGAUUGUAUUUGGUCUUC
Trifolium pratense (red clover) is the source of this 2425-nucleotide messenger RNA. RefSeq lists its product as uncharacterized. NCBI's taxonomy places the organism in Eukaryota, Viridiplantae, Streptophyta, Magnoliopsida, Fabales, Fabaceae. The transcript has a single exon. The record is from RefSeq and is a predicted model, not a curated record. Bases 347 to 2251 code for a protein of 634 amino acids.